Molecule: messenger RNA, 444 nt
Organism: Vicia faba (fava bean)
Lineage: Eukaryota; Viridiplantae; Streptophyta; Magnoliopsida; Fabales; Fabaceae
Source: the annotation of a GenBank genome assembly
AUGCUUAAUGGAAGAGUCAUUAAAGUAGGCACGGAAAGGUUCCAGGCCCCUGAGGCUCUUUUCACUCCGGAACUUAUAGAUGUUGAAGGUGAUGGAAUGGCUGACAUGGUGUUUCGUUGCAUUCAAGAAAUGGAUAUUGACAACCGGAUGAUGCUUUAUCAACACAUAGUUUUAAGUGGAGGGAGCACCAUGUAUCCUGGAUUACCAAGCCGAUUGGAAAAAGAAAUACUUGAUCGUUAUCUUGAUGUUGUUUUGAAGGGCAACAAAGAUGGGUUGAAGAAAUUGCGACUAAGAAUCGAGGAUCCACCACGUAGGAAACACAUGGUGUACCUUGGAGGUGCCGUUCUUGCAGGAAUAAUGAAGGAUGCCCCAGAGUUUUGGAUUAACAGGGAAGAUUAUCUAGAAGAAGGAAUUGCUUGCCUGAGUAGGUGUGGCCAAGCUUGA